Messenger RNA from Theileria parva strain Muguga, 1027 nucleotides. RefSeq lists its product as uncharacterized. Lineage: Eukaryota; Apicomplexa; Aconoidasida; Piroplasmida; Theileriidae. The coding region runs from base 308 to 1027 and encodes 239 amino acids. The record is from RefSeq and is a predicted model, not a curated record. The transcript has a single exon.
UUAACGUAUAGUAAUUUAAGAUUGAAUAAUAUAUUUUAAUUUUGGUUUUUAUUGUAAAGUAAAUAAUUUGUUAAAAUUUGUUCUUAUUUUGAAAUUUUCAGCCCUAAUUUUUUAAUUUAAUUUCUACACACUUGUGUUAGACUUAAGUCUAGUUUGAACUGUAAUUUUAUGAGUGAUGGUUUCUCGUGCCUUCUGUGCAGAUCUUUGGUUUAAAACAAUUGAAAUGCUGAAUGAUUUAAUUUUACGGCCCUGAUGGAAUAAUUUUUAGAUUCAGUUUGAAAUCGUGGGAUUCUAAAAUAAUUUCAAGAUGGAGUUUAUUAUUCCCAUCUACCUAUUAAUUUCACUAUGGUCCCUCAAGGUCUGUGAAUCGUCGGAUAAAUUCGAUCCAAAGUCUACCAAGAACUCUAAAGCUACUCAAACAUCUGAUACUACUGAUACAGAUAAUGAUAAAAAUAAUGGGACCUCAAAAGAUAGGAAUAAAGGGAAAGGUGAUCAUAAAAACGAAGAUGAAGGGUAUGGUACUGGAGAUAGUGACAGUGACGUUGAUAGGUCAGAUAAAUGUAAUAAACAGGGAGAUGUUGCCAGACCGGGUGAAGGUAAUAGACCUGGAGGUUCUGGUAAUGACAAACUACCACCACAACAAAAAAAUAACAACCUAGUUGGUAAUGCUGGUAAACAAUUGGCUAAAAAUAUGAGAUCUGGAGAUUCUAAUGGAGACAAAGGAAAUGAAGGCAACAAAUCUGGUGGUAAUGGUAGUGACAAAGGACCGCAUCAAAAUAAAAUCCCUGAUAUUGGUUUUAAUCCAGGUGGAGCUAAGAAACUUGGUGGUCCACCUAUUAAGCCUGAAGUUAUCAAAGUAACGAUAAUAGACUCUGAGGAUGAAGAAGAGGAGAAAAAAAAGCAAGAGGAGAAGAACAAGCCUAAGGGUUAUAAAAUGCAUACUAACGAAGAAUUAGAAGCUACUCAAUUAGGAGGUCCAGCAUAUUUUGAUGAUCUAGAACCAAAAAACGAAUGUAUAAUUUCAUGA